AUGAGGUGGACGAGAUCACAUAGCUUACGAAGGAGGCCAAGAGUGAUUGAAUCGGGUUUUCAAUCAAAGUUUACUAACACGGCUGACAAUGCUAUCGAUCUUGAUGAAUUCGACGUCUUGUACAUUGAAUCAGGUUCAUCAAGGGUCCGUGUAGUUGAAGGAAAGAAUGUUAUGAUGAAUGUAGGGAAUCAAGGUCUAGCUGUUGGGGGACGGAAACUGAAAUUACCAAAAAAGAUUAACAAUGGAAAAGUAAAGGAGAAUGACAGCAGUGAUGAUGAUUUUGUUGAGAGAAAAACGAAGAUGGAUACUGAAAAGAAGGAUAACAAAAUGAAAAGGAAAAGGGUUGAAAAGAUUUUUAAGGAUAAAAAGGUUAAUGUUAAGGAUCAAAACCUGCCGCACAUGCAUAUUUUCUGUACAUGUCUUCAAUUGCAUCAUCAGAUGGGUAUUUAA
Lactuca virosa is the source of this 450-nucleotide messenger RNA. The record is from the annotation of a GenBank genome assembly. Lineage: Eukaryota; Viridiplantae; Streptophyta; Magnoliopsida; Asterales; Asteraceae.